Phialemonium atrogriseum is the source of this 828-nucleotide messenger RNA. RefSeq lists its product as uncharacterized. Lineage: Eukaryota; Fungi; Ascomycota; Sordariomycetes; Cephalothecales; Cephalothecaceae. The transcript is spliced from 3 exons. The record is from RefSeq and is a predicted model, not a curated record. The coding region runs from base 1 to 774 and encodes 257 amino acids.
AUGCAUCUGAUUUUUUCUUUCCUGCUUGCAGGCGCCAUCAGCAUCACCCAGUGGAACACUGUUGAAACAUGCACCGAGACGCCAACGACCACGACUGUCACUGUGCCGGAGACCGUGACGAUUCCCGGAGAGGGCGAGAUUACGACGGUCACGGUGCCGACUACGGUGACGCUGCCAGGAGAGGACGAAAUCAUCACCGUCACGGUACCCACCACUGUCGUCUCGGUCACCACGACGACAACGUCAACAACCGAAACGACUACCGUCGCCGGCGGCGCUGCCUGCCCUACAGCCUCCCAAAUCCUGCUCAACCCGUCCUUCGAAACGGACGACGCUUGGAUCCGCCAGAGCAACCCCAGCAUACCAAGCGGCUUCGUCCGUAGGACGGUGGGCUCGGAGGCGGCCGACGGUUCCGCGAUCAUGCAGACGGCCAUUGACCGAGUCGUAAACGCCCACGAAGGCAACCAGCUCCUGCAGGCGGUCCGCGUGUGCCCCGGCGAGAAGUACCAGUUCAGCAUGAUACUGCGGACCAUCUCGGCGAGCGCCCCCGACCGGCCGACGCUCGUCUCUGUCCUCGCCGACGGCGCUGUCUUCUUGCAGAGCGGCGCGCUCACCGUGGAAAAUGGCUGGGUGCCGUUUACCGGGACCUUCACUGCGAAGGCGGAUACCGUCCUGAUCCAGAUCCGGUUCUGGAAUUCUUCUCCCGAGACGUCGCCAAAUGCCAUUUGGAGUUACUUGUGGAUUGAUGCUGUUACCGCGACGAGGAUAGCGUAGUUGGGACGAGUGCAUGUGUGAACGGCUGCACUGAGGUUGCCUGCGCUUAGCUGU